Messenger RNA from Cuscuta epithymum, 3079 nucleotides. Lineage: Eukaryota; Viridiplantae; Streptophyta; Magnoliopsida; Solanales; Convolvulaceae. The record is from the annotation of a GenBank genome assembly.
CGAAAAAGUUAUCAACCGUUUCUUCUAUCUACGGCAGAAAAAAUGGCUGUGUAUCUGCGGCAGCCGUACUGCGCCUACCCCCUGUCCUUCCGCAACCAUAAAUCCACUGCCUUCCGCCCUCUAAUAAUCCCAAAUAAAUCACCCAUCCUUACUCAUCCCCUCAGAACUCACUGUUCACCACCGGGUGCCGCAUUGUCUCCCCUCACUUCCAUUUCGCACCUCAAACCCUACCUCAAAUCAGAGUGGCAACCGAUCCUCUACGGAUGGCUAUGCAGUUCGAUCUCUGUUUACUGUAUUUCCGAACUCGUCCCCGCUGUCGGGAAGCUCUCUGCCUUGAUUUCCCCAACGGACGGUAUAAUAAUUAUAAGGGAAAGAAGUUUGAUCUUAGGGGCUCUCUAUUUGGUCAGACUCGUUUCUAAUUACCUCCAACAGGAUUUCCUCUGGAUAGCCGCAUUGAGAUGUGCUUAUAAGGUUCGAGUUUUCGUGUUCCGGAAGGUUUUGGAAAGGGAUUUGGGAUUCUUUGAAGGCGAGAGUGCGGUUGCAUCUGGGGAUAUUGCAUACAGGAUCACUGCAGAGGCUUCUGAUGUUGCAGAUACCGUUUAUUCUCUCUUGAAUACAACCGUACCCUGCACCUUACAGCUGAUCGCAAUGGCAUCUCAGAUGCUGGCAAUCAGUCCUAGCCUAUCAUUACUUUCAGCGAUGGUUAUUCCACUAAUGGUUUAUGUCAUGGGAUACCUUGGUGAGAAGCUUCGGCAUAUAUCUAAUCAGGCACAUCUUACCAUUGCUGAUCUAUCUGCCUACCUCCAUGAGGUACUUCCAUCCAUUCUUUUUGUGAAGGCAAGUGAUGCAGAAAGUUAUGAAAGUUCUAGGUUUGAGUCUCUCGCCUCAGAUGAUCUAUCAGCAAGUUUGGGAAGGAAAAGAAUGAAGGCAUUUAUUCCACAGUUCGUGCAAGCUGUGUACUUCGGGAUCUUGUUUACAUUUUUUGCUAGCUCGCUGAUUAUUUCAAGAGGGUCUUUUGAUUGUUCUGCCAUGGUUUCUUUUGUAACAUCAUUGGUUUUGUUGAUUCAACCAAUUCAGGUGAUGGUAUUUACCAAUUUACCAAAUAAUUUGAAAUUUGUCUAUUUAAUCAUUGUGUGCUCUGUAUUGACAAAAACAUAUGGCUCAAUAUUGGUUCCUAAGGUUGCCUUGAAACACCUUUAUUUAACUAUCUUUGUGAAAAGUGAAGUGGCUGACUGGCUGCAUAUCUUUCAGCAUUUUUGUUGUUGUCAAUUGGCUUAUUAAAGUUUGGCUUAAUACUCCCUCCGUCCCACUAAGAUUGUCCCAGACACUAUUCACUUGGUCAACACAAAUCUCUUAAUUUCUUACUUUAUAUAUCAAAUUUUUAUCAUAUUCGAUUCUGGUUUUUUGCGAUUUUGUAAAGCUUUUAAUGUAGUUUCUCAAUAUGUAAUUUUUAUUUUCUAAAAAUAAUUUGACUACGAAUAGGGAUCUGUUUGCUUUAUCGUCGGUCAAGCCUCGCAAACCGAAUUGUCCCAAACAUAGUGGGACGGAGGACAUCGGAAGAGCAUACAAUGAGAUAAAACAAGGAGAGCCGGCUAUUCAGCGUUUAUUUAGUCUGACGAGUUUCAAAUCCAAGGUAAAUGAUCAUAAACAAGAUGUCGUGAACUUGGACUGCAUUGCUGGAGAAGUAAGCUUUUCUGAUAUAUCUUUUAGAUAUGGAGAGAGUGGACCCCUAAUUUUGGAAGGCUUGAAUUUUCAUGUUAAAGCUGGACAGACAGUUGCUCUUGUUGGACCAUCUGGAGGAGGAAAGACGACUAUUGUAAAACUCCUCCUUCGCCUCUAUGAUCCUUUUCAAGGUACCAUACAGGUAGAUGGGUAUGAUAUUAGAAAUAUUCAGCUGGAUAGUUUGAGGAGACAUGUGGGUCUUGUCUCUCAAGAUACUACACUCUUUUCUGGUACUCUUGCCGAGAACAUUGGGUAUAGGGAUCGAAUGACAGGUAUUGAUAUGGAUAGAGUUGAACUUGCAGCUAGAACUGCCAAUGCUGACGAAUUCAUUAGAAAACUACCCAAUGGGUAUCAAACUAACGUCGGCCCCCGGGGCUCUGCUUUUAGUGGUGGCCAGAAGCAAAGAAUAUCCAUUGCUAGAGCAAUUUACCAAGAUCCUUCCAUUCUAAUUCUGGAUGAAGCAACUUCUGCAUUAGACAGCAGAUCAGAGUUGAUGGUGAGGCAAGCUCUGCAACGUCUGAUGCAAAAUCGUACUGUGCUAAUCAUUGCCCACCGCUUAGAGACAGUGCUAAUGGCCGAACGAGUUUUCCAGUUGGACAAUGGCAGGCUGCAGGAGAUACCGCUCUCCUCACUCUUAGAUUCUCAACAAAGCAGUUUCCUGACUCUAGCAAUCUGAUGGGGUCUGCAGGAGUAUGUCAAGGAAUCCACGGAUAAACAUAGAUGUAAAUGAAGAAAAGAAAAUAAGAAAAGCAAAUUAUAUUUUUAUUAGAGCAGAAAAUUUAGUUUGGUGGCUGUAGAGUAGGAACAUGUUGGGCACAAUCCUUACAACUGGAGUUGUAUUGUGCUCAUCUUUCUUGGACAUUCAUUUUGGUUAUGCAUAUGCAGUCAUAAGAAGUGCACAAAUUCUUGAAAAUCAAGAUUGAAGUGGAAUAAACUAUUGGCUGGGAUGAUUAAAAAGGUUAUCAUGCAUGCACCUUGGAAAAUAUGGAUUAUCUUGGAUGAAAUCACACGUUAUUUGAUUAAAAAGAUUACCAAAUCUUUCGCGAGGCUUAUAGAGUGGUUGAUGUUCUUGCUGAAAGCUCACUUGCAGUCAUCUCCAAAGUUGUGUCAUUUUACUUUGCCAUGUGAUGCCCUAUACCAAUAUUAUAUUCCCCUGUGUAAUCCACAACUUCAAUACCCAAAAACUAUAUGAAAUGACGUCACUAGAAAUGCUUGGCAUGGCCGCAUGCAUCGGUGGUUAUUAAAAAGAGAUGAAAAACAGUGUCCAUUUCAGGCUGAUUACCUCAUGUUUUUUGUAGUGGUAUUAUGAGUAUCAUUGGUUUGUAACAUUAAAUACAAAUUGCAAAUGCGUUGCUUC